GCUAUGCAAAUAUAGUGUUUUAAGCGUGUGUGUGUAAAACCUUGGAAUAUUAACAGCCGGUGUUGACGUGUAAACGUCAUUUGGACAGUUUGGGCCCAGCGUGCUCGUUCUCGGUGAAGCAUACGCUCGUGUACGUGUGUGAGGUUGCGCGUUCGUGCGUGUUUAUGUACGUGAUGGAGAGAUUCAGGUAAACGGAGAGGAAGAGCCGCAGCUAUUCACUGCUGUGUUGUAGGCGAGUCCCAGUCGUGUCCCGGGUCACAACUGUUCCAGUCUGAAUUGAGUUUUCGUCCAGGUAGAGCCAGUUCUCGGUCUCACAGCAUCAUGAGUGAGCUGAAGGACUGUCCCCCGCUCAAAUACUAUGACUUCAAGCCCGUCGAACAUGUCAAAGUGUGCCCGCGCUACACUGCUGUGCUGGGCCGCUCAGAGGACGAUGGCAUCGGCAUCGAGGAGCUGGACACGCUGCAGCUGGAGCUGGAGACACUGCUGUCCUCGGCCAGCCGCCGUCUCCGAGCCCUAGAGGAGCAGAGACAGAUUCUUACAGACUGGCAGGACAAGAAGGGAGAUAAGCGCUUUCUGAAGAUGGGGAAAGACCCGGACCCUGCUGCCACAUCUCGCCACAAACCAAAGAAACCGAAGUUGGAUGGUAAAGGCAGUCAUGGACCAAGUCCAGGCCCUGGCAGACCCAAAUCCAAAAACCUGCAGGCUAAAGUCCAAGAAUAUGAGUUUACAGACGACCCACAAGACAUUCCCCGCACUCCUAAAAAUGAUGCUCCAAACAGAUUCUGGGCAUCAGUGGAGCCAUAUUGUGCAGAUAUAACAAAUGAAGAAGUACGAUUGCUAGAGGAGCUUCUGAAACCCCCGGAUGAUGAAGCUGAGUAUUUCAAAAUUCCAGCACUGGGUAAACAUUACUCUCAGCGAUGGGCUCAAGAGGAUCUUUUAGAGGAGCAGAGAGAAGGAGCACGAGCCAAUGACAAGAAGAAGAGCCUCAUGGGAGGCCCGCUCUCUGAGCUGGAUGCUAAAGAUGUGGACUCACUGCUGAAAAAGUCUGAGUCCCAGAAUGAAUCCCCAGAGGACGGCUGUCCCUUUGGUCCUCUCACACAACGUCUGCUCCAGGCUCUUGUAGAGGAGAACAUUAUUUCUCCCAUGGAGGAUUCUCCUAUACCAGACAUUGCAGGCAGGGAUGCUAACGAUGGUGCUGGAACGUCUCCUCGAAGCCAAGGAAAAGCCUUUAGUGUUCCUCACACACGUUCUCUGGAGGCACGGAUCAAAGAGGAGCUGGUUGCCCAGGGUCUGCUAGAUUCUGAGGAGAGACCAGGACCAGGAGGAGACUCUGAGGACGAGGUCCUGGCAGAAUUACAGAAGCGACAAGCUGAACUCAAAGCCUUGAGUGCUCACAACAGAGCUCGCAAACAGGAGCUGCUCAGGUUGGCAAAAGAGGAGAUGCGUAAGCAGGAGCUGCGGCAGAGAGUCCGAGUGUCCGACAACGAGGUGAUGGAGGGAUUUCGCCGACUCAUGGCCGCCAGGCAAAAGAAGCGCACUCCAACCAAAAAGGAGAAGGACCAGGCAUGGAAAGCUUUGAAGGAGAGGGAAAGCAUCCUGAAGCUACUGGAUGGCUAGAGGGAGCAACAGUUUGUCUGUUUUUUAAAGAUGUUGAAAAUAGAAAAAAUGUUUUCCAGACACAGACUAUGACAGAUUUGACAUGGUCAGUGAACAGCUGCAGACAGUUAACUGCAAGGGGACAUAAUUUGAGUAGAAUUGUCUCUGCAGUGUUUUGUUUUUUGUCACGUAAAAACUAAAAGCUAGUGAUCAGUGGUUAGUUACUUUUAAAGGAAUAGUUCUGGGUUUUUUUUAAGUGCUGUAUGAGGUAUUAACCCAUUAAGACUUAAGUCUGCUGCCAUUUCAGUGAAAACAUGACUGCCAGCAGGGACACAGUGAAAAAUAAAUUUAAGCCACUUAACAAAGGGUUCAAUUGCAAUUCACUCUUGCUUAAGUCUAUGAUAUCUUAAGACUAGGUUUCCUGUGUUUUCUCUGAGCUAGGCAAGCGUUUUCUGACUGGAAACUGAAGUUUGUGUCACUUUGUAAACUGCUAACUCUUCCACACCAAAGUCUAUGGAGAAUAUCAACAAUUCAACAUCAGUCCACAUGUCCUCCAUCAGUCAUUUUUAAUGUGUUAUCUUGUGACUUAGGUGUUUGUUCAUACUUACUUACAGUGACACAAACUUAAUGAAUGGGCAGAAAGUGGACCAGCUGCUGCUGUGUCUUUUUAAACACAGAUUUUCUCAAUAGUGUGUAGUGUGCGGUAGUGAACAGUUUACAAACUUAUAUUUCCAGUCAGGAAAGACCGUCUAACAAUAAAAUAAAGCAGCAAACACUGAGUUAUCAAUUAACUCGGAUGUAUGCAAGCAUUUGUUAAGUGGCUAAAUUUGUUUUUUAUUCUGUACCUGCUGGCAGCCAUGUUUUCAGAGACAAUGACACGGUCAGUGAAGUCAGUGUUGUUAAUGUGAAAACACUUCCCCAACCACACUUUACAAAACUCAAACUAUCCCUUUAAGUUAAUGAGCACUUGACUUUAUUUUCAUUUUUGUUAAAAUGUUUUUCUUUGUCAGUGGAAUUUUUCAUGUUGCUUUUUAUUUGUAUUUUGUCUAUUGUAAUGGUAUGAAAACAAAACACAAAUGGUUGAAUAAAUCACUACCACUUA
Solea solea (common sole) is the source of this 2698-nucleotide messenger RNA. It is a transcript of the gene tada3l, whose product is annotated as transcriptional adaptor 3 (NGG1 homolog, yeast)-like. Gene Ontology annotation, molecular function: transcription coactivator activity. The record is from RefSeq and is a predicted model, not a curated record. Gene Ontology annotation, cellular component: SAGA complex. Lineage: Eukaryota; Metazoa; Chordata; Actinopteri; Pleuronectiformes; Soleidae. Gene Ontology annotation, biological process: regulation of transcription by RNA polymerase II. The coding region runs from base 322 to 1617 and encodes 431 amino acids. The transcript is spliced from 9 exons.